AUGGUUGAACAAGUAGAACAAAAUGAGAAUACAAAGAAAGGAGCAAAGCGUAAUUUCAUCAUGAUCUGUUUGGCAUAUGUUUGUUCAUAUACUUCAUUGAAUGCAGUUAUUAGUUUACAAUCGAGUAUCAAUACCGAUGCAAAUAUUGGUCUCUAUUCACUAGCAAUUAUGUAUGGUAGUUCAUUGAUUACAUCGCUCUUCUUUACGACUCCUAUUGGAUAUAUUUUUGGAUACAAAUGGUCGAUUGUUAGUGGACAAUUUGGUGCUAUGAUAUAUGUUGCAUCCAACAUGUAUCCAAAACAAUGGCUAAUGUUUUCAACUGCAGUAAUAUGUGGAAUAUUUCGUGCCUGUAUGUUUAUGGCUCAAGAAGCUUAUGUUUCUAUUCUUGCUGGCGGUGGAAGUGAAGACGACGAUAAUGAUGAUGAUAAUGACACGAAAAACAGAAAAUAUUUUAGUAUAUUUUUUUCUGCAUAUCAAUCCGCGGAGAUUUGGGGAAAUCUUAUUUCAUAUAUCGUCUUAAGAAAUGUUCCAACAACUGCAGAAACAAAUCUGGAACAAUGUGGAGCAAAUUUCCUCGAAAAAGAACAUGAAGACCAGCAAGAAAAUGGUCAUAUAUCUUCAACAAUAACAUACAUUCUCUUCAGUAUAUUCGCUGGAGUAAUUAUGAUAUCCGUGAUAUUAGUGAUUUUUUUUCUCAAUCAGAAACGUGAUAUUAAAAUGAAACGAAAAUACAGUCGUCCAGCAUGUUUCGUGAUCGCAGCAUUGUUGAGCUAUACCGUAUUUAUUGUCAUGCUAAUAUGGAAACCAGCAUCAUCACAAAUUUAUGUGCUCUUCAUUCUUCCAUGUUUAUCAAGUAUUUCAACUGGUAUCACCGAACCUUUUAUAACAGCUAUGUAUAAUUCAGUAUUUCCUGGAAAGAAAGAUACAGCUUUCUCAUUAUUAACAUUUGCUCAAACUGCAAGUUGUUUAUCUCUUUUACUCUAUGCAUCUGUGUUGCGUGUUCGUAUACAAAUUAUUCUCCAACUUAUUUUUCUUACUUUGGCCAUGUUAUCCUAUAUUAUCAUUUCAAUUAAACAGUAUCGAUCUUCAAACAACAACAAUGAUGAACAACAAAUCUCUGUUUUAAAUGAUCUCGUUAUGAUUCCUUCGAUUAGCGAAAGAAUAUAA
This is a messenger RNA of Adineta steineri, 1167 nucleotides long. Lineage: Eukaryota; Metazoa; Rotifera; Eurotatoria; Adinetida; Adinetidae. The record is from the annotation of a GenBank genome assembly.